Brienomyrus brachyistius is the source of this 4239-nucleotide messenger RNA. RefSeq names its product inversin (gene invs). Bases 298 to 3261 code for a protein of 987 amino acids. Lineage: Eukaryota; Metazoa; Chordata; Actinopteri; Osteoglossiformes; Mormyridae. Gene Ontology annotation, cellular component: ciliary inversin compartment. Gene Ontology annotation, biological process: protein localization to ciliary inversin compartment. Gene Ontology annotation, molecular function: protein binding. The record is from RefSeq and is a predicted model, not a curated record. The transcript has 18 exons.
UGUGCUCCUCCGUCCCGCAAAAUAAUUUAUACCGAACUAUACAUCCCAUAGUUCAGUCUGUGUUUAUAUGCGACUCCGCGCUGAAAGAAAACCCGGAAGAUUGCGAAAGGUUUUUCUUGUGUGGAGUUUUCUCGUGGUGGUGGAUACGCAGUGCAACCAUGGAUCUCUUAACUUUUAUUUUUCUCUGGAAUAUAAGAUCGCCAACUUCCCCAAGGCCCGGUCAGGCUGUGUGAGAGUGAGAAGAGACGGUGACAGUGUGAUAGCUCCUAUUUGACUGGUCAUCCAGCCAUCCCAACCAUGGCAGCCCUGCCGCCCCUCAGCACGGCCGAUCCUGCGGCUUCUGGCACCGCCCCUCUUGGUUCUCAGGUCCACGCUGCAGCAAUCAACGGAGAUCGGGGGACGCUACAUAAGCUGAUCACAGCUGACCCCACCCUGCGGGACAGGGAGGACGCCUUCGGACGCACGCCCCUGAUGUACUGCGUGCUGGCCGACCGGCUGGACUGUGCCGAGGUGCUGCUGAAGGCUGGAGCCUCCGCAAAUAAGGCCGACCGCAGCAAGCGCACCGCCCUGCACCUGGCGGCGCAGAAGGGCAACGUGCGCUUCAUGAAGCUGCUGUUGGCGCGGAGGGCCGACUGGCUGCAGAAGGACCUAGAGGAGAUGACGCCCUUGCAUCUCGCCACGCGGCACUGCAGCCCCAAGUGCCUGGCCCAGCUCCUCAAGCACAUGGCGCCGGGGGAGGUGGACACGCAGGACAAGAACAAGCAGACCGCCCUGCACUGGAGCGCCUUUUACAACCACCCGGAGCACGUCCGGCUGCUGAUCAAGCACGACUCCAACAUCGGCAUUCCGGACAGCGAGGGCAAGAUCCCACUGCACUGGGCCGCGCACAACAAGGAGGCCAGCGCCACACGCACCGUGCGCUGCAUCCUGGAUGCGGCUCCCACUGAGAGUCUGCUCAACUGGCAGGACUACGAGGGUCGCACGCCGCUGCACUUUGCUGUCGCCGACGGCAACGAGGCUGUGGUGGAGGUGCUGACUUCGUACGAGGGCUGCAGUGUCACGGCGUACGACAACCUCUUCAGGACCCCGUUGCACUGGGCAGCCCUCCUGGGCCAUGCCAGGAUCGUGCACUUGCUUCUGGAGAGGAAUAAGUCUGGCACCAUCCCAUCGGACAGCCAGGGUGCCACUCCGCUCCACUAUGGCGCACAGAGCAACUUCGCGGACACGGUGGCCAUCUUCCUCCAGCACCCGUCUGUUAGGGACGACCCGGACCUGGAGGGCCGCACCGCCUUCAUGUGGGCCGCUGGCAAGGGCAGCGACAAUGUUAUCGGCACCAUGCUGGACCUGAAGCCCGACAUCGACAUCAACAUGGCCGACAAGUAUGGGGGCACCGCCCUGCAUGCGGCCGCCCUCUCGGGGCACGUGAGCACGGUGCGGCUGCUUCUGGAGCGCGGGGCCAUGGUGGACGCCCUAGACGUGAUGAAGCACACCCCCCUCUUCCGGGCCUGUGAGAUGGGCCACCGUGACGUCAUCCUCACCCUCAUCAAAGGCGGGGCCCGUGUGGACCUGGUGGACCUGGACGGCCACACGGCGCUGCACUGGGCGGCCUUGGGCGGGAACGCGGAGGUCUGCCAGGUGCUGAUGGAGAAUGGGAUCACCCCCAACGUGCAGGACCAGGCGGGCCGAACGCCGCUCCAGUGUGCAGCUUACGGGGGCUACAUCAGCUGCAUGGCUGUCCUGAUGGAGAACCAGGCUGACCCAAACAUCCAGGACAAAGAGGGGAGGACAGCCCUGCACUGGUCUUGUAACAACGGGUACCUGGAUGCAGUGAAGCUGUUACUGGGAUAUAACGCCUUCCCCAACCACAUGGAGCACAGUGAGGAGAGGUACACCCCCUUGGACUACGCCCUCCUCGGGGAGCAUCAGGAGGUCACCCAGUUCAUGCUGGAGCACGGCGCCCUCUCCAUCGCCGCCAUCCAGGAUAUCGCGGCGUCCUCUAUCCAGGCCGUGUACAAGGGCUACAAGGUGCGGCAGGCGUUCAAGGAGCGCAAGAACCUCCUUAUGAGACACGAGCAGCUUCGCAAGGACGCUGCCAAGAAACGGGAGGAGGAACAGCAGCGGAGGCGGGAGGCGGAGUUACAGGGCUCCCUGAGUGGGGUGCGGCAGGUACUAGCUGUUCUGUCUGUGUCGGAGCCCAAGGAUAGGGUCAGUAUCGAGCCUCCUGGGGGCCCUGUGGCCAGAAAAACCUCCAAGACAGAAAGGGCAGAGCGCAACCGGGCACGAUGCACCAGGAGCAGACCUGAGGAGCAGCGGAAGAGUAGGGAACUGAGGAGCAGGGCAUCCAGAAGUGAAAAGGAGGCUAAGGUGACCACACCCAUGGCCCCACCCCCAGCCACGCCCCCAGCAGCCUCAGCAGCAGGGUGUGGUGGUUUAGCAAAACCCGUGGGAGCUCCCCAUGACCCAGAGAGCCAGAAGGCCAUGUGGACGUGUAGAUCGUCCCAGGCUCAAGAGGUGGCCACCAAGGCAAUGGGGAAGUGCCCAGAGGGGGGGCGGCACUCACCUGCUGGUUCCAGUAGGCCGUGCAGUGCCCAUCAGACACCACUGCACCACCCUGGGGCUCCACACAGGAAGACCAGGAGUCCACACCUUCGCUCCACCCUCAAUGGUGCACGUCCGGGCCUCCCAGGAACCUUCUCUGGACCCCCAGUCCCGCUGCCGUCCCCAGAGAAUGUGGAGCUUAUGCCACUGCGGCUGCAGGUGGUGGACAGGGAGGUGUUCUACAAAGAGAUCCAGGCAGCCAGCACCAUCCAGAGGGCGUGGAGGAGGUUCCACGUACGCUGCAGGCUUAAGGAGGCACUGUGCAGGGGUGAGAAAGGGGCGGUGUCGGCAGAAACAGCCACCUCCCUCCUCGUCCAGCUGCUGUGGGAUAGGCAAUUUAACUUGAGCUCCGCCCCUCCGAAGGCCACGCCUCUAACAGAACAUCACACUCCUCCCAGCAAGGCAACAGCCAAGAAAACCACAGUGCUGCAGAGUAUCUAUGGUGGAUCUCAGGCCAGGAGAGGGCGCCCUACCAGAAGCACAACCCUGAACUCCCGGAGUCACUCGCAGAUCCUGCUAGACUUGUCCCUGAGCUCUAAUACUCACCUGAACACCAUCGAGUGCGUUCAUCUGCUGGACGCAGUGGAUCAGGCCCGCCAAUUCUCUUACCACAUGAGGCCCAGCAGCGUCACCCGCGGAGCCAAAAGCAGGGGCAAGCGCUGAGGCUGUCCCCUGCGGGGCCCGGGGCCUCACCGUGCCGCUGGGGCCAGGGGGGUCAUCCUGAAGUGGGACAUUUCUGUUCAGAGGUAUUUCAUUCAGAAAUUCAGCUCCAAAGGAAAUGUCAGCCCAGGAAGUAUGUUAUUAGUGCAGGAGUCUUAAAAGCACCAAGAAUGGCAAAAAGGCAGGGAAAAGACCUUUGACUCACCAGCAUUAAGACUAGCUGGGGGGGGGGCCUUAAAUUCUGACCUUUUUACAUGGACUAGUCCGGUUCCACACAGAAGAUGGGUCCAUUUCAGCUGAGCUGCAUCCAUGCACCAGGAUAAUGAAGGCCUGUGGUCCAUCGUUUUUUUUUCUCUGCUCGAUGUAAUUUUGCAAACUACAGUCGUUCUUUUCACUAUGGAUCUGGCUGUGGUCCAGAUAUGAAACAGCGCCUCGUGUCCGUGCCGGGCCACACCCGCAGACAGGAGAUAACCUUUCUCAGUGCGGGCACAAGACCGCAGCCUGUCAACACCCAGCCAUACAACAGUCACACCUGCAGUCCCAAAAGGGGAGGCGCAGGAAGACGCCAGAGGUCAGUCCGUCCGGCGGGACGCUGCCGCAGUGUACUGACGCAUAACAUGUCACCUCAGCCUGUCCACGGACCCAUAUUUUAAUUACAGCUGAAGAAUUCUCUCAGAAGCCAUAAGAAUUACUUAUUCUGCAUUAAUUGCAGUAGACUGACUAGGCUUUAAAUGACGUGGUACAUGUAUUUAUUCACGGUGCUGUGUACUUUAUACCGCAUGGUAUUUUCAGUAGAGUCUGCCUGUGCGUAUUACUCAUUAUAAUUAAAAUCCCCUUUUCACUACUGCUUAUAAGGGCUUUGUCCAUCUGUGAAAACUUAGUAAAAACACUCCCAGAAGAGGUUGUUCUGUAAUUACGAAAGAAUACCUCGUAACUGUACUUUUGUAAUUAUUUGCUCAAAUAAAACAUUUUUCAAAAGGA